AUGAAUGACGACGAAGCGGAUCCACGCAAUUGUCGAACCUGCAAUGUAUUAACCACCCGCUACUUAUCGCUAUACGAGCCCUACACCCAUGCCGGCGAACUGACAACGCUAGCAGCGCUGCUGAGCAACUGCGCCAACUUGGAGAUUUUACAAUCGGAGCGCUUUCUGCCCAGGCACAUGUGCGAGCAAUGUGUGGAGCUACUACUGCAGUUCUGCGACUUCCAACGCAUGGUAUUGCGCACAGAUUUCAAGCUACGCAAACGUCAUGCCCAUACCCAGAGAAAAGUGAAUGCGCCGCAGUUGUCCAAGUGUUUGACAGAGCAGCAAAUAGAGGAGGAUGCGGCUGCCACUGCGGAUGAAUAUGUGUAUGUGCUGGAGGAGACCGUCGACAGCAUAGUGUCCGAGCAGCGUCUCGAUAGCGCGUCGCCCAAAGUGGAACUGUUUGAGGUUGACUUUGAGCCCGAAGAGAAGUAUGUAGAGAAACAGCACGAACAAGAGGAGGAAGAAACUUCAAUAGCAACAGUGAAGACAGAGGAAAGCAAUGUCAAACAACGUUCCCAGCAUCGACGCAAAUCCUAUAAUCCCGCUCUACAAUGCCCGAUGUGCAGCAUGCAGCUGAGCACGAGUAACUCCUUUAAAUAUCACAUGCAAUUGCAUGGCGAGGAUCGUCCCUAUGUGUGCAACAUUUGCGGCGAUUCAUUCAAGACACGCAACGCGUACGAUGGCCAUGCAAGGCUUUACAAUCCCAACAAUCCCAACAAAUGUCGCACGUGCGGUAAAACGUAUCGUCAGGCCUCUUCGCUGCGUUCCCAUCUCUUGAGCUACACCGGUGUCAAGCCCUUCACUUGCGACAUAUGCGGAAAGGGUUUAACACAGAAGUCCGGCUACAAGAAGCACAUGCUGGCGCACACGUGCGAAAAGCCGCACACCUGCGACAGCUGUGGACGCAGCUUCCGCUACUCCAGCAAUUUGAUUGCCCACAAACGUUCGCAUUCCCGCAAAUUUCUCCAUGGCCUCAUUGUCUCGUGGAACCUGAGCCCCACUGUGGCAUUGGAAUAUCUGUUAACGUACCAGAUACACGUGGCAUUCCACAUCACCAAAAACGGGAUCUAG
Drosophila nasuta is the source of this 1113-nucleotide messenger RNA. RefSeq names its product zinc finger protein 675-like. The record is from RefSeq and is a predicted model, not a curated record. Gene Ontology annotation, molecular function: zinc ion binding. The transcript is spliced from 2 exons. Gene Ontology annotation, biological process: regulation of gene expression. Gene Ontology annotation, cellular component: nucleus. The coding region runs from base 1 to 1113 and encodes 370 amino acids. Lineage: Eukaryota; Metazoa; Arthropoda; Insecta; Diptera; Drosophilidae.